AUGUUAUCGAAACUUGCACUUGUUUCUUUGAUUGGAGUCUCUGGGACUUACUCUAGCAUUGUCCCUGUGGAACAAAAGCCUUUGAUGUUGCAAUGUGAACCAGUGGACAUGGCAGUAUGGCACGCUUUGGUGAACUCUCGCAGUGGUAAAGAUGUGUCUGGAAAGUCAUUUCUUGAUCGCUACUACGGUUCGUUCUUUGAUAACAUCCAAAUCGAAUCAAACUCAAUGGCUCCAGAUGGAAGUUUGAAAAAGCAACCGGGCACUCUUGACUGGAGUUUACACUCCUUGAUGGUCAAUGAUGAGUACGAGUAUCCGGAUAAGGAUGACUUACGUGAUAUCAACGGAACGAACACUUUGUAUCGUGGAGGAGAGUUCGGAGGGUUGGUCACAUUCGCUCAUACUCCAUACGCCAAUUGCUAUGAUCCAGCGUUUUAUGACAAGGAGGAAUUUGAUAUUGCGGUUGUAGGAGCUCCGUUUGACUCGGGAGUUUCAUACAGACCCGGUGCAAGAUUUGGACCUAGUGGAAUCAGAAUGGGUUCACGUCGAUUGGCUCCUGCUUAUUCAGUUUACAGAGAUUCUUUCGACCCAUACUCCAACUGGGCUAAGAUAGUUGACUGUGGAGACCCUCCUGUGACUCCUUUGGACAACAGGGUUGCUUUGGAUCAAAUCUACCGGGCUAAUCGUGCUAUUGGUAGACACAAGACUACCCAGUCCAAUCCCAACAAGUCCCCCAAAGUGUUUACACUUGGAGGUGACCAUACAAUCACCUUGCCAGCAAUCAAAGCAGCAUAUGAGAAUUUUGGACCAAUCACCGUUAUCCACUUUGACUCACACUUGGACACUUGGGAAUCCGUACUAUUUUGGAGGAAAUGUCACCGAUUACCAGUCUGUGAACCACGGCACUUAUCUUCACUGGGCUCAUGA
Meyerozyma guilliermondii ATCC 6260 is the source of this 924-nucleotide messenger RNA. RefSeq lists its product as uncharacterized. Bases 1 to 924 code for a protein of 307 amino acids. Gene Ontology annotation, molecular function: agmatinase activity; metal ion binding. The transcript has a single exon. NCBI's taxonomy places the organism in Eukaryota, Fungi, Ascomycota, Pichiomycetes, Serinales, Debaryomycetaceae. The record is from RefSeq and is a predicted model, not a curated record.